This is a messenger RNA of Closterium sp. NIES-65, 5617 nucleotides long. The record is from the annotation of a GenBank genome assembly. NCBI's taxonomy places the organism in Eukaryota, Viridiplantae, Streptophyta, Zygnematophyceae, Desmidiales, Closteriaceae.
UCUCAUCCUGCACUGGGUACGCCGCAACCUGCUCUUCCUCGAGUUCGCGCUCGAGGCGCGCUUCGGAAGCGGCGCGGAGAACGGGUGGGUCGCCGUGGGAUGGUCGCACGACGGUCGCAUGGUCCCGAGCAUGGCGAUCGUGGGAUCUCCGGCCGGCAUUGCCGCCCAAGCUCCGGGCGGCAAGAGAAUGGGUUCGGGCGGCAAAGUGGGUGUUCUGGGCGGCGCGGCUGGCGUGGCGUCGUAUGCUAUUAGCGGGUAUAAGCUGGAAGAUGUGCGGCGAUUGGUGGAAACUACAGGGAACGGGGGAGGAGAGGAGGUGGGGAGCGCUGGUGUGGGGGAUGAGUCAGCUGGUGUGGGGGAUGAGUCAGCUGGUGUGGCGGAUGAGUCAGCUGGUGUGGGGGAUGAGUCAGCUGGUGUGGGGGAUGAGUCAGCUGGUGUGGGGGAUGAGUCAGCUGGCGUGGGGGAUGAUUCAGCUGGUGUGGUGGAUGAGUCAGCUGGGGCCUUCUCCCGGAGCCUCGCCUCGAACCCGCCCAUCCUCAAUACAAGCACAACCGCUAUAAGCACACCAGGGGGAGGAACCCCCUCUAACGAGCCGACGUACAGCAUGAGCCACCAUGUGCUCUGGGCCCACUCGGAUCGACGAGAGGAUGUGCUUCGAUACCAUGGCAACAACAGAGGCUCCAUCAUGUGCAUCCCUCUCCUGCAUCCCUCUCCUGCAUCCCUCUCCUGCAUCCCUCUCCUCCCUCCCUCUCCUGCCUCCCUCUCCUCCCUCCCUCUCCUGCCUCCCUCUCCUCCUCCCUCUCCUCCCUCCCUCUCCUCCCUCCCUCUCCUCCCUCCCUCUCCUCCCUCCCUCUCCUCCCUCCCUCUCCUCCCUCCCUCUCCUGCAUCCCUCUCCUGCAUCCCUCUCCUGCAUCCCUCUCAUCAAUCCACCACCCCACCCACCCUGCAUCCCUCCCACCACCCCACCCACCCUGCAUCCCUCCCACCCAUGUAUCUCCAGAAGCUCCGCCUUCGACUCAAAAGCCAACUCUUCUGCCUUGCCUCUCGAACCCCUCCCCUUCGCACCCAUUUUGCCCCUCUUUCUCCACCAACCUUCCUCUCCCCCUCUCAGGGGACCCGCCUUUGUGGCUUACACGGGCUCCGCCUGUGUGGAAUACAUGAGCGACCUGCCCUGCAACUCUCCCUCCCUCUCUUCUGCCUCUCGAACCCCUCCCUCCCCUUCGCACCCGUUUUGCCCCUCUUUAAGUUGACUUCUGAGUCGACUCAAAAGCCAACUCUUCUGCCUCUCGAACCACUCCCCUUCCCACCCGUUUUACCCCUCUUUCUCCCCCCCCCUUCCUCCCCCCUCCUCAGGGGACCCUACUUUGUGGACUACAUGUGCGGCCUGCUCGCCUCGCCUUCCACCUAUUCCCCUUCACCGCCUCCUUUUUCUGCGCCCACCUCCCUGUUUUCCCCCUUCCCUUCCCCCCCCAGGGGCUCGCCUUUGUGGAUUACAUGUGCGGCCUGCUCGCCUCGCCUUCCACCUAUUCCCCUUCACCGCCUCCUUUUUCUGCGCCCACCUCCCUGUUUUCCCCCUUCCCUUCCCCCCCCAGAGGCUCGCCUUUGUGGAUUACAUGUGCGGCCUGCUCGCCUCGCCUUCCACCUAUUCCCCUUCACCGCCUCCUUUUUCUGCGCCCACCUCCCUGUUUUCCCCCUUCCCUUCCCCCCCCAGAGGCUCGCCUUUGUGGAUUACAUGGGCUCCGCCUUUGUGGAUUACAUGUGCGACCUGCUCGCCUCGCCUGCCCGCCAAUCCUGCCAGCCGUCAACUUUGCCCGGCUACACCUGCAUGCUACAGCUACAGGGCGACAGACGAUUUUUGAGGCGCCUCAAAACUCCUCCGCACACCCCCUAUUUCACCUCUCUUGUUCACUCCGCCCAUCCCCCCAACCCGCCCACAGCCCACUUCACUCUCCACUGGCAUCUCACCCCCUCCUCCCUACUCCUCGCUGCUGACGUGGCAACCACCGGUUGGAUCGCUCUCGGCUGGUCCAAGGACGGCAAGAUGGCCAGCAGCGAGGCAGCCAUUGGGAACCUGCCACGUGGCACCAUCAAGACAGGAGGCGGUGCUGACGUGGCAGGAAAGGAGGAACAAGCUGUGGGGUCGUUCCUGAUUGGUGGAUACGAGAGGAGCGCCAUCCGUCCGGCGCUGAAGUUCACUGUGACAAAUUCGAGUGUGACAACAACGAGCAGAGGAAGGACUGUGAUGAAGUUUGAGCGGCCACUAGUGAACGGACAGUUGCCGCUUUCCGCUGCUGACGUGGCAACCAUCAUCUGGGCGUACUCCAACGAAGGUUCCAGGAAGCUCACCUUCCACGGAAACAACAGGGGUGCAGUGUCUAUCAACCUGGUCACAGGAGAAUCGAUCACUGCCUCUCCACCCCCCUCCUCCCCCUCCGCCUCCGCCCCUCCGCACUUGAACAAGCCAGCCAUCAUAGCCCAUGCCAUCUGUCUCAUCACUGCUCUCCUCAUCCUCAUGCCCUCCGCCAUCCUCCUUGCCCGGAUCUGCCUCGUGAACCUUCCUGGAAACGACGAAAACUGUCGUACGAGCACCAGCAGCAGCAGCAGUAGUGGCCUCGGUACAGUCCCGUUGGGUAGAGUCACGCACACUGGCCCGCUUCGGCUUGCUGAAGCCAACGCCCAGCUAGAUGCCAGCAUGGCUAGUUUUGCCCAUGCUGAGUCAGCUGCUGACGUGGCUGGUGCACAGGGUGCCACGUCAGCACGUGCAGCCCAGCAGCGGCGGCAGGAGGGGAGGGAUAUGAUUUCACAGCUGCAGCAGAGCCGAGCGUUCUGGUUUGCAUGGCACAAGUAUCUGCAAGUGGCUGCUCUUGUCUGUAUCUUCAUCGGGUGCAUCACAGCGUUUGUCUCAUCUGGGACUCACGGCUUGAGUCACACCCACGCGUGGGUCGGCAUUGCUGUCCUCAUCCUCCUCCUCGUCUGCCAACCACUCGUCAUUUUCCUCCGCCCGCGCAACAACAGGAAUGGAGGAAUUGACCAACCGCAGUUUGCCAUGUGGACAAAGACCACGUGGCACUGGAUGCAUUGGACGGUUGGGAUUGCGGCGGUGGUGAUGGGAUGGGCGAAUAUAUUCCUCGGGAUGAACCUAUACUUCAGCUUCAUCGGAAGUGAUCCAUUUGGCCUCAAAGCAUUUUUAGGCAUCAUAAUGGCAGUGUUUGUCAUUGUGUACAUGCUCUUCUUGUUUUGUUUCCCCUCGUCUGCUGGAGCCCCAGAUAGGAGCCAUAUCUUUACCCUCCUCCUCCACUGGACCGUCCACCCUGCCACGUCAUCAAUCCACGUGGCACUGGAGGCCAAGCCGGAGAGCGGCGCGGAGGCAGGCUGGCUUGCGAUUGGCUGGUCGUGGGACGGGCGAAUGGCAGGCAGCGAUGCCAUACUCGCCAACGCGGCAGGGGGAGGGCUGAAGGCUACAGGACCGCUUAUGGCUGUGCAUAUAGCGGGGUACUCUGUAGAGGGGAUGCAGCGGAUGGAGCACGGGCUUUCAUACAGCAAGACAAACUGGAGUGUGACUGUGAAUCCGAGGGGGUCGACUAUUGUCAGGUUCACGAGAACAGCAGGCGUUGUAGCGGCGGUGCCUCUGGCACAAGGUUCACGAGGGCAGUUUCAGAGGGCGGCAGGCGACAUAGCAGCGGUGCCUCUGGCUCUCGAUGCCUCCAACGUCAUUCUCUGGGCGCACUCGCCUGACAACUCGCCCACGCCGCUCUACCAUGGACCAAAUCGGUAUGGCAGUUGGCGCAUUGCUUCUGGACUACUCCUGCACCGCCCCCCCUACCCGCCCUGCGGUGUUCUCAUUCCUAUCCCUGCUACCGCCCCAUCCCCGUUCCCCCUUCUUCCUCCUCCCCUCGCAGUGGCGCAUUGCUUCUGGACUACUCCUGCACCUCCCCCACCAGCCGCCCCCCUGUGGCACCCCCAACACUGCGUGGCGUUGCCUGUGACCCCUCCCCCCUGCCGGGAUACACGUGCUCGAAGCAGCUACGAGGCAGCGACACAGCGCGGCAUUGCCUGUGACCCCUCUCCCCUGCCGGGACACACCUGCUCGCGCCAACUCCGAGGCAGCAAUUUCAGCCUCCACUGGCGAGUCAUCAAGGCCGCAAUCGCCCUAGCAGCCAAUUCAAACCACUCCACCUCUUCUCUCCCCACCCCUUUGCAACCCCCCCAUCCCCCCUUCGCCCCUCCCAGUUUCAUCUUGCACUGGAGGGUCAACAAGGCCUCAGUCUCUCUCGCAGCCGAUGCAGCCACGACAGGCUGGGUGGGGCUCGACUGGUCCCGCAUGGGCCGCAUGGCCGGCAGCGAUGCCGCCAUUGGCAACCGCUUCAUCCUGCACUGGCGGGUCAACAAGGCCUCAGUCUCUCUCGCAGCCGAUGCAGCCACAACAGGCUGGGUGGCCCUCGGCUGGUCCCGCAUGGGCCGCAUGGCCGGCAGCGAUGCCGCAAUAGGCAACCUGCCAUACGGGGCAACGGGCAUGGGCAUGCCGGCAGUGGGGGCGUUCUCUAUCGGGGGGCAACCUGCCGUACGGGGCAACGGGCAUGGGGAUGCCGCCGGCAGUGGGGGCGUUCUCAUUUGGUUCGAGCGUGUGUUUGGAGCGGGCAUGAACCCGAUGCACGAGAAUGGGCUGGCCAACAUCAUAUGGGCGUACGCGGGGGAUGGGUCGCAGAACCUCGAAUUCCACAUGCAGAACAGGGGCGCCACCGUAAUCGACAUCAUAACAGGCGACUCCAAACACUCCUCAACCUCCUCCCCACCUGCUUCCCCCUCCUCCCCCUCCACCUCUCCUCCGUUAUCCACCUCCCCUUCCUCACCCUCUUCCUCCUCUUUCCCUCCUUCCUCCUCGUCACCCUCCACCUCUCUUUCAUCUUCCCCUCUCUCCUCCUCCUCCUCCUCCUCCUCCUCCUCCUCCUCCUCCUCCUCCUCCUCCUCCUCCUCCUCCUCCUCCUCCUCCUCCUCCUCCUCCUCCUCCUCCUCCUCCUCCUCCUUCUCCUCCUCCUCCUCCUACUCUUCCUCCACCUCCUCCGCGCUGAUAGCCCACGCGGUCUUCCUCUCUCUCGCUUUCUUCCUUCUCAUGCCCUCCGCAAUCCUCGUUGCCCGCCUCUUCCUCUCAGGCCCCUCUUCGCUCCCCUUCCUCCACUCCUCCUCCCACCACUCCUCCUCCCACUACUCAUCUCACUCCCACGAUCCUGAUGCUGGAACCAGCGGGUCAGACCCAUCUCUACCCGUCGGAUCGGACGGCCUGAGCCAAUCGCACGGUCAGAUGGGCCUCGUGGUGCUGCUGCUGGUGCUGGUGCAGCCAGUGUUAGGGUUUCUGCGGCCGGACAAGGGAGCUAGUAACCGCCUGUCAUGGCGGUUUGCGCAUGGGCUGCUAGGUCUGGCAGUGCUGGGCAUGGGGUGGACGAAUGCCUUCUCAGGGCUAAAGCUCUACGGCAUCAUCUUCUUCUCGUCUGUCACGGUUUGGAACAUCUUAUUUGGAAUCACUGUAGCAGUCCUUGCUACAACGUACCUCGGUAUUGUCAUAAUGCAGUCCACACGGGGCCACUCGUCUCGAGCGCUCAGCUACCAAAUAGAGCUUUAG